This is a messenger RNA of Fulvia fulva, 228 nucleotides long. RefSeq lists its product as uncharacterized. Bases 1 to 228 code for a protein of 75 amino acids. The record is from RefSeq and is a predicted model, not a curated record. NCBI's taxonomy places the organism in Eukaryota, Fungi, Ascomycota, Dothideomycetes, Mycosphaerellales, Mycosphaerellaceae. The transcript has a single exon.
AUGGCAGAGAACAAUAACAUGAACGACAAUGACAACGGCCACGGCGACGAAAACAUCCAACCACCCCAAGACCCUUUCGAAGCCCAGCAAGCAGAGCAACUGCAGCAACAGGUCCAACAGGCAGAUAGGGCAGCAGACAUGCUGCGCGGCGUCACAAUAUCCGCAGCUAUAAGCAUCCUGUGCGACGCCAUCUGGCCAGAAGUGACGCGCAAACUAUGGCUGGAGUGA